AUGUCUCCGUCUGAGGAUCGUAUCACCCGGCCCACAGAUCCUGAUGAUCUUGUCUUGGAGGCCUGGGGGCAGGGCCUGAUGGUCGGUUCCCUGGUGGUGAUGGCCGCGGUGACGUUUGCGAACAUGAAGAGACACAUUCUGCUGCAUAAACUGAUUUUUGCCGAGGUAUGCUUUGAUCUUGAGGUGCUUAUUCUCGCUAUGGCCCAUGGCACCUUCAUAUUCCCCAAAGAACCCGCCUACGGAUGGUAUCUCUCCUGCAGUGCUAUCGGACUGAAUGUGUCCUGGACUCUACAUAAUGUCAUUGCGUGGAUGAAGAAUAAGCCAUUCCUGAGUCGCAGGGUUUCACAAGCUUAUAUCAUCACGGUUCUGCUGGUCCAACCGUACUGGGUGGUGGAAAUAUACGCCAAUUUCACCUACUUCAACAAUAUUAACAAGAUCUUUCUCACGACACGGCCAAUGGAGCCUCUCUUCCGAGACCCCUGGUGGGUGUUCACCACCUGUUCACUCUUCUACACUAUUAAGCGCUUGUACAACUUUGGCAUUAUAGAAUUGGUAACUGUGAGCCCGCGGUUCGGGAUCAUGCUUGCCUCAAUGUGCCUUUCCAUUGCGUUUAUAAUCAUCGAUACGUGUGUCGUUCUGAACGCCUUCCCGGCGCAUACGCUCCCUACUGGAGUUGAACCAUUCUGGAAGCUAUCAUUUAUCUUCAAAUGUCUCUGUGACACCGUCAUUCUCGACGACUUCAAGACAGCACUUGAUCGAAUGCGAAACUACUGGCUACAGACGCGGGUCAGGACUGGCGAAGUCCUUCUUCCAGAGACCCAAUACGAACCUGGCAGUCGUAGACACGAAGGGGAUGACAUCGAGGCAUUUGGUAGCGAGAGACGGGGCAGUGAACUCAGAAAGCCCGAUUCGGCGGUUCCGCGAGUUCAGACAAGGGAAGAUGUGGGCAUAGCUCUUUGA
This is a messenger RNA of Aspergillus bombycis, 960 nucleotides long. RefSeq lists its product as uncharacterized. The transcript is spliced from 4 exons. NCBI's taxonomy places the organism in Eukaryota, Fungi, Ascomycota, Eurotiomycetes, Eurotiales, Aspergillaceae. The record is from RefSeq and is a predicted model, not a curated record. Bases 1 to 960 code for a protein of 319 amino acids.